AUGCCGGCGGCGCGACCGCCGCUGGCGCUGACGGCAGUUCCUUCGACGAUCCAGAGCACCAGUGGAGCCCUAUCACCGAGCCGGGGGACGAACGCUGGAACAGCGCGCGUCGAGCACUCGAGGGUCUUACUCGAGGUCCAGACCAUCGAGAGGCGCAUCGUGGAGAUUGGGCGUGAGCGCAGGAAUGACCCUGCGUUGGAGAACCAGAUCUCCGCCUACGUUGGCAGCUUGGCCCAGCAGGAGGUUCGGAGUGAGCUUGCAACUGUGGGUCUUCGGUUGCGCGUUUCCGAGGCCGAAGUUGAGGCUUACCGCGAGAGCGUCGACGAGGACUUCGCUCGCGCCCGACAGUUCUUGCACGCCGAGCAGCAGGAGUACCAGCAACGUAUCGCCGAUGCUCGGCAUGAGGCGACUGUCCACAUCCAGGCAGAGCUCAACGAGUACGUGGUCGAGCGCGAUGCCGCACUGGCAGCAGUCGGCGAGAUCCGCGUUGCUGAGUCGGUCAUAGCCGCAGCUGAGGCUUCUCUUGAAGUCAAGGCUGGUGAAGCUGAGGAAGCACUUCGAGGCGAGGCCGCUGAGUUGCUUGGUGCCCGCGAUCGGCUGCAGGAUGAGUGGCGGCAGGCCGACGCAGAGGUCUGGCGUCAGCAAGGCCGCAACGCCGAGGACCACGCCCAACUUCGCGAGGAGGCCCAGCAGCUCAAUCUGAAGUUGCAGGAAGAGUCCGAGAUUGCCGAGUUGGCUCGCCGCCGAUUGGCGAUUCGGCCCAAGCGCAUGACGGUGGUCUUCGUGAAGGGCUUAGUGAGGCAAGUUGCAGCAGCCCAGGCCGAUGCAGACGCCAGAGUGGCCGCUGCGCAGCAUGCGGAGGUCGAGUACCAGCGCGGCGCUGAUUCGGCCAGGGUUAACUUCUUCGCCAGCCAGGCGCUCCAUCACACCGAGCGGGAUCGCUACUUGGAGGAGAUCGCCGAGGUUCAGACGGAGGCCAGGGUGUUGCGGGCGGAGAAUGCCGCGCUAGCGGAGGCUGCCCAGGAGCUGGUCCAGCUGCAGUCCGCCGAGGUUCAGGGCGACGUGCAGCUUGACGCGGAGGACGAGGACGAGGACUUCGACUUCGCGAGCCACAGACCUGCAUAUCAUCAGCCGCCGCCAGGCCUUCCAGCACGUCCGGCUGCUUUGUCGAGUUCGCCGCCGCCAGACGCAGGCGUCGCUGGGGCGAUGCUAGCGUUCAUGGAGCAGAUGGCCGAGCAGCAGCGGGCAGGCGCCGAGGAGCAGCGUGCGCUGCUGGUCGGGCUUACGCGCGCUCAGGAGAACUUGGCGGAGGCCCAGCGGGAGUCGGCUUCAAAGCUGAAGCCGGCGAAACCAGUCCUGACUGCGUCCGACGCCGCGACUUUGAAGGUGCAGCUCGAGAAGUUCAAGAUCUACCAGAACGAUUCCCUCCAGGCGAGCAAGGCCAUUCGGAUUGAGGGCGCUCGGGCGAUUGCAGAGGGCACGGCGAAGAUCGAGAUGGAGGACUUGAUUGUGACCGAGUUGGGCGGCGAGGACGCGUACCAGGCACUGCUGAAGGAGCGCUCCAACCCCAGGUGGGAGGCGAUCUGGAUCAAGUACGUCCGGCGCUUGAAGGUCGCGGUGCACUUGGGCGACGAGCGCGAGGCGAACGAGGCGGUGCGGAUGUACUCCAGGCUCUCGCUCGCCAAGGACGCCAGCAUCGACGCGGUCGCCAAGUUCUUGAACGAGUACACCGCCGUCCGCACCGACAUGAUCAAUCACGGGCUGCUCACUGACGUUCCGCUGAAGCGCUACAUGAAGAAGGGCGCGAAGUUCGUGGACUACGAGAAGGACCAGGAGAUUGACGGCAAGGACUGCCAGAAGGAGACCAAGAAGCGCGCCGAGGACCAGGCGCCGGCGAGGACCGCCACCACCAAGAAGCGCGCCGAGGACCAGGCGCCGGCGAGGACCGCCACCACCAAGAAGCGCGUCGAGGACCAGACGCAGGCGAGGACCGCCAGCUUCAAGAGCGCCGAGGACCAGGCGCCGGCGAGGACCGCCGCUGCGACGAGCACCGAGGACCAGGUGCAGGCGAGGAACGCCACCAAUAGCGUCGAGGACCAGACGCAGGACCUGCAGAUCGAGGUCCGGGAUGCUCCGCAGUGGAAUUUCCCAGGGGACGGUGAAGAGAUGAAGGUGAUCUCCAAGUUCUCGCUUAGACUGGCACAUUUCAAGAAGCGCUGCCACAGGCUCAAGGCUUGCAAGAAAAUGCUCGGUCGGCGCUCCCGGCAGAUAUUCGUAUCAGGACCUCUGGCAGGCGUCACUUUCGGCAUUGAGGUGCACGGCGCCUCCGAUUACGAACUUCACUCCUACCGUCAGGCCACGGGGGCGGAUUUGACGCCGCCCUCUGGGCAGCGGUCGCCCUCGCGCCUGCUGCGGCUGGGGCGCGAUCUCACUGUGCCUGAGAAGGUCCGGCCUUUGUCGGCGAACGCCGAUGUGUCCGACCCCGAGCAGAUGCCCAUGUGGUCUUGGGAUAUCUUCCAACGCCUAGGGUGUCUCGGGCGAUUCGGAGCACGCCGCGGGAGCUCCAAGUGCCGCGCCGAGUGCUGCUAG
Molecule: messenger RNA, 2589 nt
Organism: Prorocentrum cordatum
Lineage: Eukaryota; Dinophyceae; Prorocentrales; Prorocentraceae
Source: the annotation of a GenBank genome assembly